UUUUCAUGUUGAAUGAUAGAUUUUGUUUGUUAAAAGCUUCAUUCUCAGUGAGUGGGAGUACAAAUAGGGCUGCCGCUGGGAUUCCUUCACAUCAAAGCUCCUACUCCACAACAGCCAUAGACACGGCGCGACUGCCACGGCGAUUUAUUACAACUGCAAUUUCUCGCAUAAAAACUCAAAUUUAUGGACUCUUUACGAUACACCUAAGCGUAAAAUUUAAAUAACUUUACAUUAACACUCAAACAUCAUCAGUAAGACGUAAACUAAUACGAUAAAAUAGGGAAAUUAAAUGAGUAACUGGCUAUUUCUCGCGCAAAUCGAUGGUGCGGCCCGACCCCCCCCCAGCACUAUAAAUACACCCCCCAGUAGGCGCGAGACGUCUCAUACACCAGUACGCAGUGAGAGGAGAGCUAUGUAACCUCAACGUUAAAAUUGCUAGCACUAAUAAAGCCUACAGACGGUAUAUUAGAGCUGUGACUAAUAGCUAAGACUUAGGAGUUAAAUCAGAGGGAAACAGGCACAAAGAUAGAGGGAAAUAAAUCCUUUUUCCUGAGUGUGAUUAUUAUGCCUUCAGAGAUAACCUGUGAAAUGCGUGACCGAGCUUAUCGAAUCUGUCGCGACUAUCUCCACGGCGCCUGGAAACUCAUCACCCCGCACGAAAUGGUCAUCAAGCAGAUCAGCGGCGGCUUGUCUAACCUGCUGUACUACUGUGCCCUGCCCGCCUCCAACCCCCCCAAGGCCACUGAGCCCUCUGAGGUGCUGCUCAGGAUCUACGGACAGGUUCAUGGGGAGGAUGCACUGGAGUCUGUGCUAGCGGAGAGUGUAAUCUUUGCUCUGCUGUCUGAGCGUCGCCUUGGUCCCCGGCUGUAUGGCGUGUUUCCCGGCGGCAGGCUGGAGCAGUUCAUUCCAGCCCGUCCACUCUUCACGCAGGAGCUGGCAGACCCAGACCUCUCGGCCAUCAUUGCCACCAAGAUGGCCAACAUUCACGCCCUCAAUGUGCCCAUCAGCAAGGAGCCCUGCUGGAUCUGGAACACCAUGGAGAGGUGGCUGCGAACCAGCCAGGGGUUCCUAAGCCAGAAGCCACAGCUCAGUGGAGAGCAGGACAGCAGCAUGGUGGAGCGCCUGCAGAAGAUUGACUACCGUGGUGAGAUGGAGUUCCUGAGGCAGGUGGUGGCCAAGGUGCAGUCCCCCGUUGUGUUUGCCCACAAUGACAUGCAGGAGGGUAACAUUCUCCUCAAGACCGGGCCCAAGCCAGCCACAGGAAAUGACCGCAUUGCUCUCAUUGACUUUGAGUAUUGCUCCUACAACUACCGCGGAUUUGACCUGGCCAACCACUUCUGUGAGUGGGUGUAUGAGUACAAGCUUCCCGUGCACCCCUACUUCACUGUGGACUGUGACAACUACCCCAGCAGGCAGAAGCAGGUGGACUUCAUCCGCACCUACCUGGACGCCUACGAGAGGAGCAGGCGGGGCAAGCCGGCAGCAACACAGGGUCAGGCAACAGCCAUGAGUAAUGGCAUUGAGGAGCCCAUGGCCUCUCUGCACCACAACGGGAGCUCUGAGCCACACCCACUGCAGCUGGCACCCGCACCAUCCUCACCCCCCAGCCACCCUGCAGAGGAGACACUGCUGCAGGAAGUGGCAGCUUUCACACCCGCCUCACACCUGUUCUGGGCGCUGUGGUCCAUUGUGCAGAGCCAGGUGUCCACCAUUCCCUUUGGCUACAUGGAAUACGCAGUGACCCGAAUGGACCACUACUUUGAGGACAAGGCAAAGCUGCGUCUCGACCAGCUCACCAAACGCAAGUCUGAUGCCAUCACAGAGGAGGGCUAGUACGGGCGGCAGCUCACAAGAACACCCAGACAGAACCACAACUGAGGACGCCUGGUGCCUUAGAACUAUGCUGGGUUGGGCUGUGUUUUUCUCUACUCAAAUGGGAGGGAAGAGGGACCAUGGUGCUAAUGUUAACUCUUCGUGCGUGUGGGAGGGUCUUAAGUGAUUGUGAGUGGCGGAUGUGCUUGUCCUAGCUGUCUGUCUGCUGUCUAUUGGUAACUGACAUGAUGGCUGGUUCACGUCUUCCUUUAGUGUUGGUGUGUUGUUGCAAUCAGUUCACUGUAACACUAAAGAGAUGCAGUGAUGUGUAUGUUGCUGUUGUUGUUGCUAUGAGGUGGUGAGUCUUUCCAGCAGCAUCUUACACACAUUAUCUCACUGAGCACAUCACUCACAAAGACACAAUUCCUUCUGAUGAUUUGUGUCUGGAGUAAUUUCAUGAAGGAAUUUCCCAACUGUUUAUUCUUUAUUUUUAUCUAUUUAUUCAUUUUUUUUUUCUUAGCUUAAUAGAAUGGUGGGGAGUUUAAACCAUUCAGUAGUUGCUGUGGCUGUGUAUAUGUUUGGUGUCAGUGUGUGAACAGCCUGUGAUCUUAGAAAUCUUAUAGUCUGGCAAGAUUCUCCUCAAGUUGAAAUGAAUACUUGAGUGUCUGGUAGAAAAUCCGUGAUUGGGCAUUAACAGUGUUCACUUGUCCUCUUCCUUCUUGUCCUCUUCCUCUUCUUCCUCCUUUUUUUCUACACCAGAGAUACAGUGUUACAUUUUACCUGUAUUUUAGAUUAGUAGUCGUUAGUUUUAAAGCUAAACUGUGGGGAUAGACAUUUUAGGAGGGAGAGGUAGGGGAGGGGAGGGAACGUAGGAGUGUAUAUAUGUGUGUGUGGGCUGUGAUAACUCUCCUGCACUGUGAUGGCCGGCACCCUUCCGCCCCUCAUGUUUGUAAAUACCUCAGAACGUUCCUCAUCAUCCACCAGUCCACUCAUUCAUGUCGCAAGGGGGGCGGCGGGGGCGGCUCCACUCAUUAUGUCCUCCACCUGGUGUCUCCACAGAGCUUGCAGGUUACAACUGGAGAUAACAUUAGGGUUCUUCUGUUCAUGAUAGGCUGCUUGUGUGCUGCAGUGCCAUGGCUUGAGGUUUUGAAGCACAGUGCCACUUUUUAACACUUUUUAACAUUCACACAUUCAUAACCAAGAGUGUGUUGAUAUUCUGCACUCACAUUGUGUUUAGUAUUUCCCUGCAUUGAAAGGCUACUGAUGUGUUGACAGCCUCCUUAUGCAACCUGACAUCUAACAAUCUUCAGGUAAUUCAGAGGGAUUUGUGUUUAGUAUUUGCAAUGAAAGGCGACUAAUGUGUUGACGGCCUCCUUAUAAAACCUGACAUCUAACAAAUUUUAAGUACAUCAGAGGCUUUCAGACUGAGGGAGGAUACUCAACAUUCUGGUGAGUGUGGAAUGUUGACAAGUUUCUGGUUAUGAGUGUACAAGCCAGUGCCACGUUACUUCCACGUCAACUUAUCAACAGUUCAAAAGGAAAUACAAACUUGCUGGCAGUCUUGGAAAAUGUUCCUCACUCAUAUCAAGGUGAUUUAAAGGCCAUUUGGUGAGGCUUCCUGGGAACACUACACAUCUCACAUCAAAGUUAAGCUGUUCACUGAAUGACCAAGACACUCAUGUAUCUUGUGAGUGUCUUAUCCCUACAGGAGCAUCAAGGAAACACUGCAAAAUUGAUCUGAAGGAAGGAUAAAUUGGCUAUUAAGGCUGUCACUGGGGACUGAACCCUGGCAGGACAUUCAAGCUAAGGUCAGUGUUCAGAAAUACUUUGUUCUCUCACCACCACUAUUUUCAAAGGCCACAGAGAUGAAUAGCCAGGUUCUCAAGGGUGUUUCUUUUGUUAAUACCGCAGAAAUCUUGUUAAUCUCUCACUAAAACCAUAAAAAAACACCCUUAAAAAUCUCACUUUUGGACGUAGUGGAGGUGUGGCACAGAGAUGUUUCAGAAUAUGGUCUUUAAACUGAGGCACUGUACACUGCAACACUGCAUCAUAAGGCUGCCAGAGUUGUUUGUAAUUUCCUCAAUCAUUAUAUGGGAAUUAUGAAUCACUAGUUGUCUUUGAUCACUGAAAGUAUGUAUAGUGAAUCAUAUAGUUAGUUCUAUAAUUCAUGUGGAGUUACUAGGUAUUAUACAGAAAGUAAGACCAUUUUGUAGCCAGUAUUUUAUAUGAGCAUUUUUCUUAUUUGGUAAAGAAAAACAAAAGUUCCUUUUAUGGCAGAAUAAUGUUGAACUUUGUAAUGAUCUUGAACAUAUAUAUAUAUAUUUGAAAGAACAUAUAUAUAUAUUUGAAAGAAUUGUAAAAAUCUUGAAGAAAAUAUAUGAAAGAAAAGAAGGAAAACUAAAUAUAUGAAAAUCUACAAACAAGAUGCAAAAUAUCAGAUCAAAAAAGAGCAUUAUUCCCUAAAAUAAAGAAAUCUAAGAAAUACACUGUAUUUGCUGGCACUAAGACGUACCCCAUGUAAAAAGAAUGAACAGAAAAAAAGGGAACACAGAUAUCAGUGUGUGUCUCAUGUGGCCACACUGUGGAAUGAAAGGCUGGACACACAAUGAAGGACAGCCAGGCGUGUGGGGCUUGGCGGCCUGGUGUGAGGUGCUGAGUGGUCAAAGUAUUUCACUGUACAUACACACACACAUGAUGAUAAUAAAUAGAUAGAUAAAACUAUUAGUAGUAAUAUUCACAGUAAUCAAAAGGAGCAAGUUGGUGGUAAGGUAAAUUUUAGAGCUAUUUCAAUAUUUUCAGCCAUUCAUUAGGGGCCUGCAAUAACACACGACAGACUUUGGUUGCCUCACAGUAUUUCCUUCACAUUUUAACUAGCACAAUCUUUUCAUGGUAGCUGAAUCCUAGUUGAAAAAACAACUAAUAAAUUUAUAAUGAAACAAUAGUUUUUCAUCAGAAUAUCAAUAAAUCUUUUCUUUAAACUUCCUUGUAAGAUAGAGCUGCAGUCUGUGGGGAAGUGCAUCUUUCCGCUAGCAAAUACGGUAUUUCACGAAAAAAAAAAAUCACAAAAUGCUCAUUCACAGUUUCCCACAUAAGCUUUCACAACGCCCAUCAAGACCACCGCGGCAACGAGAGCAACAUUCCCUGGUGCAUUUAGUUCAGUGUCACCCACAGUGUGCACUGAGAUGGUUCAUAUUCUUAAAUGUGUUGGUGUCUUGACUACUUUUAUGAAGUUAUUUGCAGUUUUCAAGAGUUUUAUAAUUUUGCUAGUAGUUAGACAGGCUUUAGUGGAAACUGUUGCUGUUUUGAAGAGUGUUUUCAUGAUUCUAGUAAUACACUGUAGGUUUCAAGGAUAUUUUCAUAAAUCUAGUGACAGCAUAACAGUAAUUCAGUGGGAAGAAACACGGUGAGAAUCGUAUGUGAUGUGUAAGAACAGUGAUGGUGAGUGAACACAGCAUUUCAGAAUAUGAGCCAUUGUUUCCAUUGUCUGGGUGACUCAUGCAGUGGUGAGCAUCUGUUCCACACUCCCUGGCAUCCACUGGACUGACCCCAGGCUGGCAAUCAAAAUAGGAAUGAGGGAAUGUGGUUUUUAUGAAGCAUGCAAUGUGGCAAGAUGAAGGAUAGGAACACUGAGGGAGUGAGAGUAUUAGAUAGGGAAGACAGUGGGGAGUGAGACAAGGAAAUGAGAGAGGAGGAGGCAAGGAGUGAUGGGAAGGACUGUAAGGGCAGUGACUUAGUGCAUCAAGGAUGGGAGGCAGAGGGAAAGGAAGGACCACAAGGGUGAUGUCAGGUAUGGUGAGGAUAGGGAAAACAGUCACUGUCAUCCAGUCAUGAUGUAAAUAUGAAUGACAAAAAUCAUGAUGAGUUAUAUUUUGUAAAUUGAAAAUUUCUAAAAUGAAACAUGGAUUUUAAAGAAAUGUUUCUGUUUAAUGCACUUUUUAACGUUCUUUAAUAUAGACCGUUUAGAUUUUUCACUUAAUUGCAAUUUUGCAAAUUCUGCUUUGUAAAUUGAGGCAAAGACAAAAUUACUUUAUUAGUUUGAAAAUUUGUAAAUUGGAUGUUUGUAAACUGCAUUUUUUCUUGCAAAAUGUUUUGCUGCCUUCAUGACUGUCACUCAGGUGGACAGUCUUGCAGUAUCUUCCAUGUCACUGGGCAAGUUGUGAACUGACUGUGAGUCUGGUGAGCACCAGCUGUGAAUACACCGGUCAGUCUCCACUUAGGGCUGUGUGAUGAGCAAUGAGUGGGGACGUGUGUGCCACUCAGUUUCCACUUGUGGAACACUGCAGCAGUGUUUGGGAGUGUGGAUCCUAGAAGACAGAGGAAUGCAGGACUGCCUGGUGAUGCCAUGAUGGUGACACACAGCCACUGUGGCCUGUGGUGUGGAGGGUGGUGAGGCACUCACACUGGGGAAGGCUGAUUACACUUGGUGUCACCAACUCCUUUCAGUAAUAUUACUAUUUGCAAAUGUCACUGACUGAUGCUCUUACUUGUUGAUUGACUUAAUUAUUCCUGCCUUAUUUUAUAACAUGUGACAAACCGACCAUCUUGUCUAUCAACACACAAAACAGAAGUGGCUCAUGAGCUGUCCAAUCACGUGAGGGAGACUAAAUGAUGAUGAUGACUUUCUGUUGUUACCAAAACAUUCAUUUGUAAGACACAGUACCAAAUUUUUUAAAAUCUGUAAUCUGAUGCUAAACAAUUUUGAAUGAAUACAAAACUAAUUUCUCCUGUUUUAUAGCAAGACGGGAAUAUUUGUGUCAGUUAGCAAGUUCAUGCAUAAUGUAGCAGCAUUGUUACCAAGUUUACGUGUCCUUGGCUGGAAAUGUUACCAAGACAGUCAGUGAUGCAAUGAAUGGCAUGUUGUGAAGUAAAAAAGUUAAAGCAGUGAUACAUUUAACAAAGAAUGAGAUAAACUAGUACAUUGCCAAGUUUAAAGUGGAUAAUGGUGAUGCAUUGAAAAAGGAAAGACAUGAAGCAUUGUAAGAUUAUGUCAAGCAGUAGUCUGUCUGUUCCAACAAUGUUUAUACAGUGUGCCCAUGCCAGUGGAGGCCGUGUGUCACUGCCACGGUGUUAGGCAACUGGCGUGUCUUCUCUCAGAUCUCUAAGGGGUGUGGAACGUAACAACUGCAUUCAUGUGAUAUAGUAGUACUGUAUGUAUAUACGUAUAUAUAUUUUUUACAUUACUCAUUAUUAUAUAUAUACAUUAACUCAUAUUCCAUUUUUAACAUAGUGCCUCAUUAUUAAGCAUUUUGAAUUGCGAUAUAUACUUGUUACUGUUUGGUUUAGUCUAUGUUAUAAUUUCUGGUGAAUGUGCAAUAGUAUUCUUUGGAUUCCCUGACUGGGUUUCCAUUUUGUAUUCAAGGAGAAAUAGUUUUACAUACAAUCCUGAGUUGCUCAUAGAUGUUACUGAGGCAACCACAAUGGUUCAUAGUGUUGUGCCUUUCUUUUGGGAUAUGUAAUGGUUUUAGUUUUGUGGUUUUAUUCCAGUCACAUUAGAAUGUCAGUAUGAGUUAUACAGGAGUGUAUUAGUGGAAGUAACUGGUGUGUGUGUGUGUGUGUGUGUGUGUGUGUGUGUGUGCAAGCUAGUCAUGCAGCGGCCAACUCUUUCAAAGCCAACUUGUACUGUCAUCUUUAACAUUCUGUGCCAAAAGAUGUGUCUGCCUUCACUGUAAGAGAGUUCCUUAAGGCAAAGUUAUGCCUCUGCGUUAUUAUUAAAGUAACCUUAAAAUUGUGGUUAUAGUUAGACUGUGUUUUAGGAGAUUACUACUUGAUAUGGUCAUACUAGUUAUCCAGAUAUAGCAGGAAAAAGUAUUGGGUAGUUAUUUAGAUCAGGAAACCAUUGGCCAGAAUAGUAAGAAAUCUGAUGAAAACUGUGAAACAAAAUAAUGAAAAGAAAAGUAAAUAAAGUUUGAUGCAUUACUAUCAUAAUCUAGAAAAGAUGUAAACAUUCCAGUAAAAAUAAUAAAUUGAAAAAGGAUUUUAUAUAUAUAUAUAUAUAUAUAUAUAUAUAUAUAUAUAUAUAUAUAUAUAUAUAUAUAUAUAUAUAUAUAUAUAUAUAUGUAUAUAUAUUAUUUUAAUUUGUUUGGUAUGUCACCAUGAACUACGUGUACCACUUUACUACUAUUUUUUUACUUGUUGAUUUUUAAGAAUGAAAUUUACAAUUCAAGUGAUCCUCUCUUCUGUUUGUUUACUUUACUUUCCAUUUCAUCUUUUUACUAGUUUUUUUUUGCCUCUCUUUUUUUUUAUUGCACAAAUAACAUACAUGCUUGAAUGAAUGGAUAAUGCACAUGUAUGACAAAAGGUAUGACUGAAUGAAAAGUGAAUGUUUGACAAUAAAUAUGAUUGUUGAUGAAGUAAAUGUCAUAAAAUGUGACAGACGAUGAAGACAAUUUUUAGCAGAGAGGUGAAGCGACAAUGAACUGAAAAAGUCACAAGGAAAAUUAGUUGGAACCAAAAUUUGAGUUAUGUAUAAAUGGAAAACUGAGACAAAUAGCUGAGGAUGUGACAAAAGAUAACUGGACCAAAAAAUUUCAUAAAAUUAGAACAAGAGCAGCAAAAAGUAUGAAUGUAAAGCAAAAUUAAAGAGAUAUGAAUGAAAGACUGACGAUGGUGAAGAGUUAAUGACAAAUAAUGAUGAAAAAAACAAGUUGAAAGAAAGACGAGAGAGAAGAAAAGAAAAGAUAUAACAAAUACAACAAGUUGAUGAAUAAUUAUUUCUGAUGCAUGAAUAAGAUAAAAAAAAAAUAGAUAACAAAAACAGAACAAAAAAAUCAAGAAAAUACUGAUAAAAUUUGAAAUAAAAAGGACAUAAUGUAUGGGAUGAAUGGCUGAUGAAUAGUGGAGACAAGACGGACGGUUUAGGGACCCAGCAAUUUAAUGGUUCACUUGGUGGUUAGCAAGAUAGCAUGUGAAAGAGUUCAAGUUCACUCCAGUUCAUGUUAUUUUGGUGCAGAAUUUCCCACUACAAUGUACUGAAGAGGUCAGGUCACUCAGGGUCAAGUCAGUGUGUUUCAUCCACUUUGGCAAAUAAUCCACAUCCCUUCAUCCUACUUGAAGCUCCUGACUGGCUGUAUGGUGAAAAUUAUCGAACUGAUAGUAGAAUCAUACAAUUUUAUUCUGUGUCUGAUGGUAGGCAUGGAAGGAGGUGGAACUUAUCUGCCAAGUUAACCUGAACAGACUCAAAGCGGUAGAGGAGUGGAGGAAGGCUGGAAGAAUCUGCCAAGUUAACUAGGAGAGACUCACAGAUAUAGAGGACUGGAAGAAGACAGGAUGAAUAUGGCAAGUCAACCUGAACAGACUCAUUCAUUGGGGGAGUGUGUGGUAGGCCCAUUGUGGAGUAUGCCAUGGGAUCAACACAUGUAAAUAUUAGCAUAUCAGUCAAUCAGUUGGCAAGGAAACACUCUCACCUCCAUGUUGUGAGAAGUAGCCUUUUUUUCUGCUUUUUAUUAACAUUGGAAGAUUGUAACAGUUGCCCAGAGAGACUCGGCACAGGAAGAGCUCAAAAUUUUAGUUCCUUCAAGAAUGCGAUGGUUCCCUUAGCUUUUCGUAGCCUGCUUGGGGUGCUAGAAACUGUUAAUUUAGUACAUGAAGGGAUCUUGUGAAUAGCGUGGUUCCCUUCAUGUUUUAUACUCAACUAGGGCACUAGAAAGUAAUCCAGCAAGUAAAUGAUGUCUUAUGAACACAGUGAUUCCCUUAGCUUCAUAUAUUUUGCUGGGGGUGCUAGACACUCGUAAUGUAGUGAGCAAAUGGUUCUCUUAUGACCACAAUGAUUCCUUUACUCUUUUUGUACUCUUUUGGGGACUCUAGUUAGAAAUUAAUAUCAAAAUGUUCAACAAUACUUCUAUCUGUGAGAGUCACACACCUGGUACAGAGGUAAAAUAUCAACAAACUAUUUCAAGUAUGAAUUUAUCUAUCAAAAUAUCACCAUCAUCAUAAAGAAACUAUAAACUUAAUUUUUAUACUUUUCAUAUUAAAGGCAGAAAAAAAAGUUAAGGAAGAUGAAUCAAUGAGCAUUACUUUUCAGUGUUGGGAAGGUAAAUAACCAAUCCACUACUGAAAAGCCUCAACUUAGUGCUGGCUGACAGGGAACACAGUGACUUGGGGCAGACAGAGAACAAGACUUGGGGAUGACAGAGAACACAGUGACUUGGGGCAGACAGGGAACAAGACUUGGGACUGACAGGGAACACAAUGACUUGGGGCAGACAGGGAACAAGACUUGGGGCUGACAGGGAACACAGUGACUUGGGGCAGACAGGGAACAAGACUUAGGAACAACAGAGAACAAGACUUGGGGAAGACAGGGAACAGUCACUUGGUUGCAGUAUUCUGUGCCGCGCCUCUCUGGGUGAUACACAGCAAAGCGUCCGGCCCUCGCGGCGCACCCUGUUUGUGAUACUGUUCUUUUUCUCAUGGAACUUGAAGUAAAUAAAUAAUUGCAAUGUA
This is a messenger RNA of Scylla paramamosain (green mud crab), 10254 nucleotides long. Its product is annotated as choline/ethanolamine kinase-like. Gene Ontology annotation, biological process: phosphatidylethanolamine biosynthetic process; CDP-choline pathway. NCBI's taxonomy places the organism in Eukaryota, Metazoa, Arthropoda, Malacostraca, Decapoda, Portunidae. Gene Ontology annotation, molecular function: choline kinase activity; ethanolamine kinase activity. The record is from RefSeq and is a predicted model, not a curated record. Gene Ontology annotation, cellular component: cytoplasm.